CGGGCAACCAUCCGCCCGUUAAUGUCUGGCUAGAGCUAUGGCCACGCGACGCCUCCAUUCUCUAGCUUCUGGAUUCAUUGUUCCUGCGUCAAAUUGGGUCUGGGUGGCGGUAUAUCCGGUAUUUGGCUACGAUGAGGCGCUUGCUUAAUCGUGUAGCUGGUCAUGGCAAUGGUGCCUCUUCAGGGUCUCGUCCGUUUCGCCCCAGAAACCUGGAAUGAUGGCAUAGAUUCAUGGUUUACGCGAGAAGCGGCUUCUAGUGCAAUCUCUGAUUCGUACUUAAGCCUGAAACAAGAACUUCCGGAGUGAACUUGACCUUCUUUCAUAACCAACACUCUCAUUCAUUAUCAAAAUACGCUCUCUUCCCACCUCUUGUCUCUCCUUCCAUUAAUCUUCACACCGUCCUUUGAACCAUGGUUCAACUUAAGAGUUUCGCAGCUAUUGCUACCACCCUCCUUGGCUGUUGUCUAACAGCACCUACAACUCCUUCUGGCGUCGACAGCACAAUCCCUGGCAGCUACAUCAUUACCCUCAAGUCUGAGAUCAAGGCCACUGCAGUUAAGGCUCAUAUAAAAUGGGUUGACGGCGUUCACAAGCGAAGUCUCGAGAAGCGUGAUGGCGACAAUGGCGUCGAGAAGACAUUUGAGACCGAGGCUGGUUUUCACGGAUACUCUGGUACAUUCGACGACGAGACGGUAAAGCAGAUUAAGAAGAGCCCCGAGGUCGUCCGUGUUGAGCCUGACCGUAGAGUCAAGUUAACAUGGAACGCUUUCAAGCGUCAAGAACAACCCGUGGAACCAGCACCACCAGCAGAAACGACAAGUCAAGAAGGCGAGGACACUGAAGAUGAGGAUGAUCAGCUUGAGAAGAGAAGCGAAAUCAACCAAAAGACAAGCACAUGGGGCCUCGGAACCAUCUCACACCGCAACAAGGGCUUCCAGAACUAUCUCUACCACAAGCAAAGCGGUUCUGACUCGUUUGCCUACCUUGUUGAUAGCGGUGUCCGUACCACCCAUAAGGAGUUCCAAGGCCGGGCCAAAAAUGGCUGGACAGCCUUCCGAAAAGAUUAUGUUGACCGACUGGGUCAUGGUACUCAUGUUGCUGGAACCAUUGCUGGAAAGACCUUCGGAGUCGCUAAGAAGGCCAAGGUCAUUUCUGUCAAAGUCUUUCAGGGCGACUCUGCAGAUCUUUCCGUCAUUCUCAACGGUAUUGAGUGGGCCGUCAACGAUAUCAUCAAGAAGAACAGACAAGAGUUCUCAGUGAUCAACCUCUCUCUUGGUAUCGAUGGUGUAUCUGGGGCGCUCAACGACAUUAUCAAGAAUGCCGCCAAGUCCGGAGUCAUCUUUGUAGUCGCCGCCGGAAACCAAGGAACAGAUGCCAAGACUAAAUCUCCAGCUUCUGCUCCUCAGGCCAUUACUGUUGGAGCCAUUGACAAGAACUGGAGAAUCCCCAGCUGGUCCAACUACGGCAGCUCUGUAGAUAUGAUGGCCCCGGGUGUCAAUGUAGUUUCUGCCUCGUGGCUCAGCGACAACGGCACCUACAUUGAGAGCGGUACCUCAAUGGCCACUCCUCAUGUUUCUGGUCUUGUGCUGUACGCGCAGUCCGUGUAUGGCAUUACCGGCGUUGCUUCCACAACCAAAUACAUCAAGAAGUACGCCACCAACAAUAAGAUCGUCGGUAGCCGCCGAGGCUCACCAAACCGGAUCGCCAACAACAACAACUUUGCUCAAAGCAGAUGAUUCUCGAUUUGCUUAGCCCGAGUUCGACUAAAAUAAGAGACUGCGGGCAGGAGGGAUGAUCAAGCAAGGCGUUUGGGAUUGAGAAUAAGCAUACACGGGAUAGCGAUUGUUUUGUUUUUAUAUAGACUUCGAUUCGAUCUUUACCAAUAUACCUCAAUACCAUCUCUUUUGACCUGGGA
This is a messenger RNA of Fusarium odoratissimum NRRL 54006, 1915 nucleotides long. RefSeq lists its product as uncharacterized. The coding region runs from base 411 to 1736 and encodes 441 amino acids. NCBI's taxonomy places the organism in Eukaryota, Fungi, Ascomycota, Sordariomycetes, Hypocreales, Nectriaceae. The transcript has 2 exons. Gene Ontology annotation, molecular function: serine-type endopeptidase activity. Gene Ontology annotation, biological process: proteolysis. The record is from RefSeq and is a predicted model, not a curated record.